Messenger RNA from Parnassius mnemosyne (clouded apollo), 1230 nucleotides. The record is from the annotation of a GenBank genome assembly. Lineage: Eukaryota; Metazoa; Arthropoda; Insecta; Lepidoptera; Papilionidae.
AUGGAUUAUUACAUAGUAGAGGAGGUUAAUAAUCAGAAUCAGGUAAAUGAGAAUAUUAGUAAUGAAGAAUAUGGUCAUUCAAUAUUACCCGAGGUUAGAGAUAAUGAUGAACAAGAAAGUGAACGACAGCUAGAUGAGAAUAAGCCUUUUCAAAAUCUGAUAAAACGUGAUGAAUCCCUAGAUCUUUGUAAGGACAAACCAUUGAUUGAGGAUUUGGAUCCUUUAAAACCAUAUUAUUCAGUAAAGAUUCCUGAAACUGCACCAGAUAAGAUCCAACCACAAGGUUAUCAGCAAAUGAAUUGGAACGAAUAUCAUAAUUUAGAUGUUAUCCAUAAAUGGAUGGAAAAUUUAGAGAAUAAUUUUCCUUCCCUUUGCACUGUUGGAGCCAUCGGUACAACGCAGGAAGGAAGGAAAAUGAAAAUACUGAAGGUUUCAAACAGCGAAGCAGGAAAUACAUCUGUUUGGAUAGAUGCCGGUAUACAUGCAAGAGAAUGGAUAGCGCCCGCUGUUAACACGUUCAUAGCAGAUUAUGUAGUCCGAAAUUUCAAUACUCUUCCCACAAGUUUUACUAACAAAGAUUGGUAUUUUCUACCUGUCGCAAAUCCUGAUGGGUAUGAAUACUCCCACAAGGUGGAACGAUUAUGGAGAAAAAAUCGUGCUUGGUACGGUGGUCAAUGCUUUGGUGUAGAUAUAAACAGAAACUUCAGCUUCGCCUGGGGAGGAAGGGGCUCAUCAGGUGAUCCUACAAGUCCGGUUUUUCGAGGUCGAGAACCAUUUUCGGAGCCAGAAUCAUCGGCUAUGAGGGACAUUCUUAUUAGAUCUGGGAUCAAAUUCAAGGUGUACGUUACACUUCAUAGCUAUGGACAAGUCAUUGUAUUUCCAUUUGGCUACAGAGAUGAACUUUGUCCUGAUUACGUGCGUCUACUUGAAGGAGCUACGGUUAUGUCAAAGGCCAUCUACGCAUCUACCGGCAAUACUUACAAAGUUGGAAUAUCAAGAGAUGUUAUGUAUGGAGCAUCCGGUACCAGCACCGAUUGGAGCUAUGGUUCAGCACAUAUACCAUUUACUUACUUAAUUGAAUUAAGAAGCAAACAACAUAAAUUCCUUCUGCCUAAAGAAGAAAUUCAAGAGACCUGCAAUGAAAUUUUAAACUGCAUAAAAGCUUUAAUGGAAUUUGUUGAUAAUUAUCCUAUUGAUAAAAAUUCUUCAAAAUUAUACAAAACCUUAUAA